This is a messenger RNA of Sugiyamaella lignohabitans, 1422 nucleotides long. RefSeq lists its product as uncharacterized. NCBI's taxonomy places the organism in Eukaryota, Fungi, Ascomycota, Dipodascomycetes, Dipodascales, Trichomonascaceae. The record is from RefSeq and is a predicted model, not a curated record. The transcript has a single exon. The coding region runs from base 1 to 1422 and encodes 473 amino acids.
AUGACGACAAUUAGAGCUGGAAAGAAGAAAGGAAAGGGGCCAGUUGCACCAGUGACGGCCCAGGAUCACUUGGAGAGCGGAGUGACUGAAGAGGAUCAUGGAGACCGUUGGAUCGGGUCCGGAGACGCUGCCAAGGCUCUAAGGUUCUAUCAGACAGCCAAUUCGCUGUAUAGGAAGGCAAUUGCGCUUGAUCAGGGCCAGUCCUGGGUCAGUAAAGAUUCUAUCUACAAUAUCGCGAGAAUGCAGUACAUGAUAUUCAUCAAAGUAGUGAAACCAGGUCUUCUACCGGAACUGGCGCCUUUACUCAAUCCAGAGACCAAUCCCGCGGAAUCAGUGAUUGCUCAGGAUAUAUCAGUUAUUGUUCAGACUCAUGAACAGGCAUUGAAUGCCAGUGCCGAGCCAGGAAUCGAUCUUCUUUACAAUUAUGCUCAGGUGUUAGUAGAAGCAGGCGAGGAAACGGACCAGGCUCAGUGGUUUGUGCAAGCUGCAGAGGUGUUUGACCGGGUUCUCAGUCUGCAAAUAGCCAAGUUCACGGCUCCACUGCCAACAUAUGACGACUCGGUUGCAACUCAGGACGUUGAUUCUGAUGAUGACGAUGAGGAUAGCAAUGAUUCGCGACCAACACCCGCUGUCAUUCUCGACACCCAGCAGUCGUUUCUCCAGUGUCUUACUUAUCUAAUAGAGAGUUCUCGAGACGAAACUACUCCUGAGACGGUCCUAAUACAUGUAGAAACCGCCAAAUCCAAGGCAGACGAGUUGCAAGCUCAGAUCUUAGAACUCAUUGCCAAGUUCUCGACUGCUCCAGGAGCUCCUAUUGCUACAGCCCCAACUACCAGCGAAACAAGCCAGAAUCUGACACCAGAUCAAGUGGAAGACGCUGUAGUAUGCAUUGCAAAGUACAAAUCAGCUCUUUGUACCUCGCUCGAGGAGCUUGUAGCAGUGUGGUCCGACCCGUCACUGCCAGAAACCGCUCACCGGUACCUGACCCAGGCCGAUGCUUAUCUCGACACUCAAGAACUAAUUCCGUCAAGCACACCUCAAGAAGACGCUCAUAACACACUCUGGAAAGCAUAUUCACUAGCAGCAUCACUUUUAGCAAAAGCACCACAACCUGCCAACACCCCCAUUCUCACUAAACGGCGGAUCCUGCUUGUUCGCGGUGACAUCGACUGGCUAAGAGCACAACUCAAUACUGCUGCUGCCAUCAAAAACAGACCAGUACUUCUCCGCAACGCCGAAGUGUACUACCAAAACUGUAUCAACGUUCCCUCUCUAGCCCAAGACCUCGACAACGAGCUCAUCGUCCGCGAAGCCAGCGUCAAAAAACAGCUACUCCAGGGCAUCCAACCCGAGUCUAUCCAAGUCCCAUCUCUCACCCGCAUCCUCCACGAUAUCAGACAACAGGGUCUCCUGCCGCUGUAA